Molecule: messenger RNA, 1008 nt
Organism: Dovyalis caffra
Lineage: Eukaryota; Viridiplantae; Streptophyta; Magnoliopsida; Malpighiales; Salicaceae
Source: the annotation of a GenBank genome assembly
AUGGGAAAUGCCUUGAGGUUACUCUAUGGGCAUUGUUGCAAACCAACAACAGCAGGGGACUCGGAUUCAUUGGGACCCCACGGCGUUUCAGCGGCUACAGUUGGUGUUUCAGCUCUUGCCCGUGAUUUGUUGCACUUUGAAGUCACCUCCCAGGUACCAGAAGGACUUAGUAAGCAUGUGGUCUCAUCCAAGAAGGCUCAAGCUAAUUGGUAUAGAAAGUUGUUGGAGGCAUGGAAAGAAGCAAAACCCCCACCAAAAACACCUGAAGAAGCUGCUAGGCUUGUUAUUCAGACCUUGAAGAGACACCAAAAGGCAGAUGUUGAGGGUUUGUUGGCGUUCUAUGGUCUCCCACUUCCUGAUACUCUUGUUCAAGUUUCUGCUGGGGUCCCGACGUCAUUGCCUGAAGGGGUCAAGUUUGAGAUGCAAACUCUACCAGUGGAUCCAAAAGCUGUAGCUGAUGGAGACACCAUAACAGUUUACGUUGGCACUACGGACCCCAGGGAGUCAUCUUCUGUUCCAGGGGAAGUUCAGAUGGCCGCUGUUCAAAGAUCAAAAGCUCGUGCAGAGAGGAACUAUGGGAAGGCAGAUGCACUUCAAAAAAAAAUUGUUGAAGCAGGAUAUCGGGUAAUAAAUGUUCAAAAUGAGGAGAUUCUUGCUCGAAAGUAUCGCAUUCGAUUAAGGGGCAUAGAUGCCCCUGAGGGUUCAAUGCCAUAUGGGAAAGAGGCGAAAGAGCAGCUAGCCAAUCUUGUUCAGGGCAAGUGUUUGAGGAUCUUCAUCUAUGGAGAAGAUCGCUACGGCCGCAGUGUAGGAGAUAUUUAUUGCAAUGGAAUAUUUGUACAGGAAGUAAUGCUCAAGAAGGGACUUGCUUGGCAUUAUACUGCAUAUGAUCAACGCUGGGAGCUAGAAACUUGGGAGAAGGAGGCUCGAGCAAAGCGAGUUGGGUUAUGGGCUUCAUCAAAUCCAGAGAAGCCAUGGGAAUGGAGAAAGGACAGACGUGAGGGCAGAUAG